CUGCGACGAGCCUAUUUCCCGUGCUGCACCGCGGCUUUCCUCUUUCUCUUCCGGUCCCACGCGCUUCGGCAUCUGCGGGCCCUGGUGCAGACAUGGCCAAGUCCAAGAACCACACCACGCACAACCAGUCCCGAAAAUGGCAUAGAAACGGCAUCAAGAAACCCCGAUCACAACGAUAUGAAUCUCUUAAAGGGGUAGACCCCAAGUUCCUGAGGAACAUGCGCUUUGCCAAGAAGCACAACAAGAAGGGCCUGAAGAAGAUGCAGGCCAACAAUGCCAAGGCCAUGAGUGCACGUGCUGAGGCUGUCAAGGCCCUUGUGAAGCCCAAGGAGGUCAAGCCCACGAUGCCAACAGGCGGUAGCCGCAAGCUCAGCCGACUUGCUUACAUUGCUCACCCCAAGCUCGGGAAACGUGCUCGUGCUCGCAUCGCCAAGGGUCUCAGGUUCUGUCGGCCAAAGUCCCAGUCCAAGGCUCCAACCAAGGCCAAGCCACCUGCAGCUGCGGCUCCAGCUGCCAAGGGUGCCCAGGCCCCCACCAAAGCUACGGAGUAGAGACCUUCAUCUGCCGGUGUGAGGACAGAAGGACUGGUGUGACCCCCUGGGCCGCUGUCUGCGUGGGGCUGGUGUCCUCCUGUGCUAUUUGUACAAAUAAAUCUGAGACAGGAUCUGUCGGUCA
Messenger RNA from Dama dama (fallow deer), 675 nucleotides. RefSeq names its product ribosomal protein L29 (gene RPL29). The coding region runs from base 93 to 551 and encodes 152 amino acids. Gene Ontology annotation, molecular function: structural constituent of ribosome. The record is from RefSeq and is a predicted model, not a curated record. Gene Ontology annotation, biological process: cytoplasmic translation. NCBI's taxonomy places the organism in Eukaryota, Metazoa, Chordata, Mammalia, Artiodactyla, Cervidae. The transcript has 4 exons. Gene Ontology annotation, cellular component: ribosome; cytosolic large ribosomal subunit.